This is a messenger RNA of Branchiostoma floridae (Florida lancelet), 457 nucleotides long. RefSeq names its product acrosin-like. Gene Ontology annotation, molecular function: serine-type endopeptidase activity. Gene Ontology annotation, biological process: proteolysis. The coding region runs from base 137 to 457 and encodes 106 amino acids. The transcript is spliced from 6 exons. The record is from RefSeq and is a predicted model, not a curated record. NCBI's taxonomy places the organism in Eukaryota, Metazoa, Chordata, Leptocardii, Amphioxiformes, Branchiostomatidae.
CCCUACUCACAGCCAUCGUCAUUCCUUCUCAGGACAGUACAUACCCGCGUGUGCAAGAGACGUCCAGAGCAGAUCCCGAAAAUCCUGUCGAAAUUUAAGUUUUCAGUUGGUGUGAAAGACUGAAGACGAGACAACCAUGGCGAAUUUGUCCCUCCUGAUAUGUGUGAUGCUGGCUGCAGCCCUGCUGGGCGAAGGUCAGGCAUUUGAACAAUGCGGUCAGAAAGGGUCCGUAAGCCGACGUCGGCGUGACGGCGACAACCGCAUCGUCAACGGCCAGGACGCCGGUCACGGCGAGUUCCCGUGGCAGAUUUCUCUCCAGUACUCCCCCUUUUUCCUAAUCCCGAAACAGCACCUCUGUGGAGGUACCCUCAUUGCAAAAAACUGGGUCCUGUCCGCAGCUCACUGCUUCAUGCAAAGUAAGACCGCCAGUAAUUACGGGUGGUGUAAUUCCACCUAG